AACAAAUUCAGUUACAAAAAAUAAAAAAUAAAAAAAAUUCGCGCACAAGCAGGAACGCGUUUCAUACUUUUCAUUAUUCUCUCUCAGACUCCUCUCUCUCCUCUCUCACACCUGAUACCAGCGAAGUGCGAACGGCCGACUACCGAGAUUCGACUUCCGACGAAACGAGUGAGGGGCGCCGACCGCCAUAUCUGCGACGCUGCCUGAGAAUCGACUUCGCCAAAUCGCCAGACGCCAGUUCGCCUUCUUCGGCUUCGCGAAUCGCGACCCAUACAUCAAUUCGAAGCUUGCUGUUUACGUUUGAUCUGUUAGCUCGCUGGUGAUAGGAAAAGCUUGACAAAGUUGUUAUGGGGUAUGCACAACUAGUCAUUGGUCCUGCAGGAAGUGGGAAGUCAACUUACUGCUCUAGCUUGUACCAACACUGUGAAACCAUGCGUCGAACAAUUAGUAUUAUCAACCUUGAUCCUGCUGCUGAAAACUUUGACUAUCCUGUUGCUGUGGAUAUUAGAGAACUUAUUAAUUUGGAGGAUGUUAUGGAAGAAUUAGGACUGGGCCCUAAUGGUGGAUUGAUUUAUUGCAUGGAAGAACUUGAAGAUAAUCUUGAUGACUGGCUUACUGAAAAGCUAGAUGAUUUCUUGGACGAUGAUUAUUUGGUUUUCGAUUGUCCUGGACAAAUUGAACUCUUCUCUCAUGUCCCAGUCCUUAAGAACUUUGUGGAGCACUUGAAGCGUAAGAAUUUCAAUGUUUGUGUUGUUUAUUUACUCGAUUCACAGUUCAUGACAGAUAUUACCAAGUUUAUCAGUGGCUGCCUGUCGUCUCUCUCUGCCAUGGUCCAGCUUGAAGCACCCCAUGUUAAUAUUUUGUCAAAAAUGGACCUCGUGAAGAACAAGAAAGACCUUGAUGAUUUCUUGAACCCCGAACCCCAUAUGUUACUCUCACUUUUGAACCGUCAAAUGGCUCCGCAGUUUGAGAAGUUGAACAAAGCAUUGAUUGAUCUGGUAGACGAGUACAGCAUGGUGAGUUUCAUCCCUCUUGACUUAAGGAAGCAAAACAGCAUGCAGUAUAUAUUGUCACAGAUUGACAUGAGCAUUCAGUACGGAGAAGAUGCUGAUGUGAAGGUUAAAGAUUUUGAUGAUCCUGAUGCUGAUGAAUAGCUGCUUGUCGCUGUGCUCAUCAGGCAUGAUAACGCAUGUUAAUUCAACCUGACUAUUAGUAGAAACAAAACGAAUGUCUUGAGAGUUAGCCGAUUGUAAACCACCAUAUCCUUUUUUUUGUCUAGGUUUCCUGAAGAUUAAUUUCAUACAAACAGCAUCAUUAGUAUUGAAACUUGAGUAGUUAGUUAUCUGCAGUGAAGUAUUUUCAAAAGCCCUUUCGAGUCUUGUUGUUUUGUCAACUUAUAUUCAAUCAAUGAUAAGCUUUGCUUGAUGUGGUC
This is a messenger RNA of Beta vulgaris subsp. vulgaris (sugar beet), 1432 nucleotides long. RefSeq lists its product as uncharacterized. The record is from RefSeq and is a predicted model, not a curated record. The transcript is spliced from 2 exons. Gene Ontology annotation, molecular function: GTPase activity. NCBI's taxonomy places the organism in Eukaryota, Viridiplantae, Streptophyta, Magnoliopsida, Caryophyllales, Amaranthaceae. Bases 348 to 1154 code for a protein of 268 amino acids.